AUGUGUUGAGACUAUGGUACUCCCAGAUUACCGGAAAUUAUUUGGUGUUUUAUGGUGGUGUGCAUCUUUGGGCUGUAAAUUGAUCUCGGUAGCUUCUCUUCAACUCGGUUAUUACUUCUACUUUUGAAGGGCAUUGAUUGUCUUGUCCGUUAUUGUUAAUGUAUUAACACAUUUUGAAAAUUGUUGCUCUAUAUCACAUUUAUUCCCUACCUUUGAGUAGGAAGUUCCAAUUCUUUUCUUUUCUCUUCUUGAAAAAUAAUAAUAAUAAUAAUAAUAAUAAUAAUAAGCUAAUUAGCAAUCAGCAAUGAAGUGCCUGACUAAAAUGGUAAGGGACUCAAUUUGUUUCUCAUUACAUAGUGUGGGAUUCGAGGAAAACCCAAGGCCGGCAAAGGAUCAAAAUACAUCACCAAAAUCCAAAUGUCAUUAAUACCGACUAGCAUUGUGUUAAAUCAAGAGUGGAUUUGUUUAUUUUCUACGUCGGAAAUUCAAGAGAGAAUAAAAUCAGCAGAACAAACAUGAAUUUAGUUGUCAGCCUGCUUAGUAAUCAUAAAAUAAACAACAAGAACAAAAUCCUACCAGAUAAUGAUGAGAAACUCUAAUCACACAUCUCAAAUCUAUUAGUGAUUACAGAAGUAAUAUUAAUUAAAUUAUCAAAAUACCGUUAAUUACUAAGCCUUGGUAUUAAGUUCUGAGAGUUAUCUAUGUUUGUCUUGUACAUUAUUACCAUUUGCCCUUUAUAUGAUUUAUAUAAACGCUUACAAAAUUAAUGUAGAAUAAGAACAAAAAGGAAUGUGCAAGAGAUUUCAGCCGUUUAUGAUUUGAUUAUUCAUUGGAUAUAUAAACAUCUACAUACACACAACAUAAACAUACCUUUUGGUUGUGUAUGCUGGUUCGGUGAUUUGCAAUGGAGCUAAGCAUCUUACUGAUCAUGGUGCUCCUAUCCAUACUUGUGCUUUCAGUUUUCUUUGUGUUGCAGCUUUGGUAUACACCAAAAUCCAUGGAGGUAAUCCCAGGAAGUUUGGGUUGGCCAAUCAUAGGUGAAAGUUUACCAUUUAUAUCUGAAUUUUCAAGCCCAUCUGGUAUUUACAGCUUCAUGAACAAGAGGCAGCAGAGGUACGGAAAAGUGUUCAAAACACUAGUGUUGGGGAGAUUCACUGUGUUUAUGACUGGAAGAGAAGCAAGCAAGAGCUUGUUGACAGGAAAAGAUGGGAUGGUAAGCUUGAACCUGUUUUAUACAGGGCAGCAGGUGUUAGGCCCCACAAGCUUGCUCCAAACCACCGGAGAAGCACACAAGCGGCUCCGGCGACUGAUUGCAGAGCCCCUAUCAAUUGAAGGGUUGAAAAAGUAUUUUCAUUUUAUUGACACCCUCUCAAUUGAAACCUUGGAACAAUGGUCUGGAAGAACAGUCUUUGUUCUUGAAGAAGCUUCAACAUUCACUCUCAAAGUGAUUGGCAAUAUGAUAAUGAGCUUGGAGCCAAGUGGUGAAGAACAGGAGAAGUUUCGAGCCAAUUUCAAACUCAUCUCUUCCUCUUUUGCUUCCUUGCCAUUUAAAAUCCCAGGAACAGCAUUUUACCGUGGCAUUAAGGCUCGGGAUAGGAUGUAUUCGAUGUUGGACUCGACAAUAUCCAAGAGGAGAAAUGGAGAUGAGUUUCGACAAGAUUUCUUGGAAUCACUGGUAAUGAAACACAGCAAAGCAAGAGGAGGAGAGGAACAGGAUGAUGGUGAUGAAGAUAAACUGACUGAUCAACAACUGAAGGACAACAUAUUGACUCUGCUUGUUGCAGGUCAUGAUACCACAACUGCUGCUCUUACAUGGCUCAUCAAAUUCCUUGGAGAAAAUCCUCCUGUUUUGGAACGGCUCAGAGAAGAACAUAAACAGAUUCAAGCAAACAGAAAUUAUGGACCAAAUCUCACUUGGUCUGCUGUCAAUAACAUGCCUUACACAGCAAAAGUAAUUAGUGAAACUCUUCGAAGAGCGACAAUAUUGCCUUGGUUUUCAAGAAAAGCUGCUCAGGAUUUUGAGAUUGAUGGAUACAAAAUCAAGAAAGGCUGGUCAGUGAAUUUGGAUGUUGUUUCCAUCCACCAUGAUUCAGAAGUUUUUCCCAAUCCCGAACAGUUUGAUCCUUCCAGAUUUGAUGUACCCUUGAAGCCUCUUAGCUUUCUUGGAUUUGGUAGUGGACAAAGAAUGUGUCCAGGCAUCAAUCUGGCGAAACUUGAGAUCUCUAUUUUCAUCCAUCAUCUGGUUUGUAGAUACAAUUGGAGGCCUUUAGAGAAGGAUGAUGCAGUCCAGCCAACACUUGUGAGGAUGCCGAAAAACAAGUAUCCUAUUGUAGUUGAGCCCCUCUAAAAUUUCAAAGCAUAAGUAUAAUAUUAUAUAAUAUUUAUAUUAUCUAAGCGGGACAGAAAACUUUGGAGAAUAUUGCAGCUAUGGCUGCUUUUUUCAAGUGAGGAAGAAAGCGUAUUAUAAAAAUAUCCAAGCCUAUCUUUGAAUU
Messenger RNA from Ziziphus jujuba (common jujube), 2492 nucleotides. Its product is annotated as abscisic acid 8'-hydroxylase 1. Gene Ontology annotation, molecular function: monooxygenase activity; heme binding; iron ion binding. Bases 905 to 2347 code for a protein of 480 amino acids. The record is from RefSeq and is a predicted model, not a curated record. Gene Ontology annotation, biological process: brassinosteroid biosynthetic process; multicellular organism development; sterol metabolic process. NCBI's taxonomy places the organism in Eukaryota, Viridiplantae, Streptophyta, Magnoliopsida, Rosales, Rhamnaceae. The transcript is spliced from 9 exons.